This is a messenger RNA of Pseudovirgaria hyperparasitica, 4758 nucleotides long. Its product is annotated as chromosomes protein 4 structural maintenance. The transcript is spliced from 5 exons. Gene Ontology annotation, molecular function: protein binding; ATP hydrolysis activity; ATP binding. Gene Ontology annotation, cellular component: chromosome. The record is from RefSeq and is a predicted model, not a curated record. Bases 101 to 4483 code for a protein of 1460 amino acids. Lineage: Eukaryota; Fungi; Ascomycota; Dothideomycetes; Acrospermales; Acrospermaceae. Gene Ontology annotation, biological process: mitotic chromosome condensation.
GAUUUCCAGGGCCCAAAGCGCUUGAGCAAUGGACAACCCUCAACGCCAGGCAGUGUCGACGACUCUACAGUACUGACCUAUAUAGCGCCAGCUCGCAACAAUGUCGGCAGCAGGCUCUCGACCCACGCGCAGGGCUGCUGCAAGUCGUCGCAAGGCACCGGUCGUUGAGUCUGAUGAAGAGGAGGUUCAGGUCAAGGAAGACGACAACGAUGGUGAGGAAGAAUUUACACCGGCGCCAAAGACAUCAAGGAGGGCGAAUCGACGCCAGACUGCAUCUGUCUCCGCUACUCCUCAACCUGCAGCGCGCUCACGACGAACACGAGCGACGGAGUCAAUAGAGCCCCCGCAAGUGUUUGAACCCGAAAAUGAGGCACCCAUACCCGCAUCGCCGUCCAAGCGGCGCACGUCGCCUACAAAGAAGCCUACGUCGCGCAAGCGCAAGAUUCCAGACGAUGAAGAAGCCGCCAACGAGUCCACAGUACUGCCAACACCAUCUACCUCCAAGUCCCCAGAAAAUGUUCAAAGUACAGGCGCAUUAGCGGACAUCACCGAAACCGCUCUCAAUGAGCAGGGAUCAGAAUCUGUGGAAGAGCCGGAAGCCAUGGAUGUCGAGGGCAAUAACCAAGAUGAUGCUCCGCCUCCAGCAGGGGACCUACAUACUCCUAAGAUUGAACCGACCACCCAGGAAUCUGCUCGUCCGUCAACAGCAGGGUCUCAAGAAACAGUGACCCAGGAGGCGGUCCGCCCAUCAACAGCAGGAUCACAACCUGCAGACAUGGGAACACCAAUGGAGAUUGUCGCGAAGAGACGUGCGGCGGCCAUAGUACCUAAGAUUGAAGAGCCGACCGGUCCGCAGGCGCGAUUGGUCAUUACAUAUCUUGUUCUCACUAAUUUCAAAAGCUACGCUGGUCGACAAGAAGUAGGACCAUUUCAUGCGUCGUUUUCGUCAGUAGUCGGCCCAAAUGGCUCAGGAAAAUCAAAUGUCAUUGAUUCACUACUUUUUGUGUUUGGCUUCAGAGCCAGUAAAAUGCGCCAAGGAAAGAUAUCGGCUCUCAUCCACAAUUCUGCUCGGCAUCCGGAUCUAGACUACUGCGAAGUGGAGGUGUAUUUUCAACAGGUCAUGGACCAGCCAGGUGGUGGCAGCGAUGUGAUACCAGAUACUCAGCUGGUAGUCGCUCGCCGGGCCUUCAAAAACAACUCUAGCAAGUAUUACAUCAAUGGGAAGGAGUCCACGUUCACGGUAGUCACAACUAUGUUGAAAGACCAGGGCAUCGACCUGGAUCAUAAGCGAUUUCUCAUUCUACAGGGCGAGGUCGAGUCGAUCGCGCAAAUGAAAGCGAAAGCUGCAACAGAGCACGACGAUGGUCUACUUGAAUAUCUCGAAGAUAUUAUCGGCACAUCUAAAUACAAGGCCCCGAUCGAAGAGGCAGCUGUAGAGACGGAGGCCCUGAAUGAGGUGUGUAUGGAGAAGAGCAGCCGCGUUCAGCAUGUGGAAAAGGAAAAGAAUGGCCUGGAAGACAAGAAGAACAAAGCUUUGGCUUAUAUUCGUGAGGAAAACGAAUUGGCAACAAAGCAAUCCGCGCUCUAUCAAAUCUAUAUCGAGGAAUGUAGUGAUACCAUUCAAGCCAACCAAGAAGCCGUCGCUCAGAUGAAAGCUUCUCUCGACGAAGAACUUAGGAAGCAUGACGGCAGUGAAGAGAUCAUCAAGGAUCUUGAGAAGCAGUACAAAGCUGGCAAAAAGGAGCUCGAGAGGCUUGAAAAGGAUACGGCGGCAGUAAGAGAAAAGGCUGCCAAACUUGACAAAGAGACGGUUAAGUUCGAGACGAAGAAGAAGUUCCUUGCUGGUAAGCAGAAGAAGCUUGAGACUGAAUUGGAGAAAAGCCGUUUCGCUAUCUCGGCGUCUGAGACAACGAUCAAGAAUUCAUCCGACGAUGUUGAACGUAAUGGUGCUGAGAUUGAAGAGCUAGAACUGAAGUUGAAAGUCGAAGACAAGGAGCUCUCUGCCAUUCAAGAGUCUAUGAAGGGCAAGACGCAAGGCCUAUCGGACGCGAUGGCCGCGAAACAACACUCGCUUGAGCCUUGGAAGGCGAAAGUCAACGAGAAACAAUCGGGUAUAGCUGUGGCUCAAAGUGAAUUGGAGCUCCUGCAACAAAAGGGCAACGCAGGAGCAGUCGCCAUUGCUGAAGUCGAGAGUAAGAUCGUUGGCUUCGAAGAAACCAAAGCGGCUAAAAUUACUGAGCUCGAUGAAUGUAAAACACAGAAGAGCAGGGUUGAGAAGGAAGCCAAGAAGAUUGAGAUCGAUCUUGACAACAUCUCGAAGAAGGAGCCGACACUGAAGUCCAAGCUUUCGAACGCUCGGCAAAAAGCAGACGAAGCUCGAUCAAGUUUCUCCGCGACUCAAAGCCAAGGAAACGUGCUUAGUGGCCUCAUGCGCCUGAAAGACUCUGGUCGUAUCAAUGGUUUUCAUGGUAGACUUGGGAAUCUUGGUGCCAUUGAUCAGAAGUACGAUGUUGCUAUCUCCACAGCAUGUCCUUCUUUGGACAACCUCGUUGUGGACAGCGUUGAGGUGGGUCAACAAUGUAUCGAGUAUCUUCGGAAGAACAACCUGGGCCGCGCAAAUUUCAUCCUCCUAGACAGGCUUGCAAAACGAGACCUCUCUGAAAUCCAGACGCCUGAAGACGUACCUCGCCUUUUCGACCUGGUCAAAUCCAAGGAUGCCAAGUUCAGUCCUGCAUUCUAUAGUGUGCUUCAAAACACCCUGGUGGCCGACGAUCUCGCACAGGCAAAUCGCAUUGCAUAUGGAGCGCAGCGAUGGAGAGUAGUGACGCUUGAUGGCCAGCUAAUUGACAAGUCUGGUACCAUGAGCGGCGGUGGUACUCGUGUCGCCAAAGGUGGAAUGUCUUCAAAACUCGCCGCUGAUGUCACCAAGGAACAAGUGUCAAAGCUCGAAGUUGACAGAGAAACUGUUGAGCAAGAAUACCAGGCCUUGCAAGAGCAACAGCGGUCUUUUGAGGUCUCCCUCAGAGAUAUGCAGGACCAAGUCCCUCAGCUUGAGACCAAAGCGCAGAAACUGGAACUCGAAAUUGAAAGCUGUGAUCGAAACAUUGCUGAUGCUCAACGCCGUAUCAAAGAACUAGCGGCCGAGCAACAGACGUCCAAAUCUGACAAGUCUCGCAUGUCCACACUGGAGAAGAGCAUCGCCACAAUGGAGGUAGAGAUUACCAAGCUUCAUGCCGAGACCGCUGGUGUCGAGGAGGAGAUACAGGUGCUCCGUGACAAGAUCGAUCAAAUUGGUGGUGUGCAGUAUCGCAGUCAGAAAGCCAAGGUUACCAUGCUGCGGGAACAAAUAUCGACCUUGGAAAGCAACAUGUCGGACGCUGAAAUCAGCAAGUCACAAGCGCAGAAGCAGAAAACAAGGCAUGAGAAAGAACAUGCUAAAGCAGAAUCAGAUCUUGGGAAUCUUGCGGUGGAGCAAGAGAAACUCGAGACAGCCAUGGAGGCCCAGGGCAGAGAUGCCGCAGGCACUAAACAGGCUGCCGAGGAAGCCGACGAGGUACUUGAUGCGAAGAAAGGAGAGCUAGAGACGUUCAAGAAAGAGCUUGAGGAGAAGACUGCCGAGUUGAACGAGACGAGAGGAGUCGAGAUCGAGAUGAGAAAUAAGCUGGAAGAAAGUCAAAAGUCUCUUGCGGAUACGGAACGCAAACUACGCCAUUGGCAAGAUAAGCUCAGCAAAGUUGUUCUUCACAGCAUCAGCGAUCUCGGCGAAGAAGGAGAAGCUGAAACGAUCCCUACAUACACCCGAGACGAACUCCAAGACAUGGACAAGAACACUCUCAAGGACGAGAUUGCCGCUCUCGAAGAAAGCACGUCCAAUGCCUCCGUCGACAUCUCCGUGCUCUCGGAGUAUCGCCGCCGCGUAGAAGAGCACGCCUCCCGCAGUAGCGACCUCGCCACGGCCAUUGCCUCGCGCGACGCCGUCAAGGCACGCUACAACACGCUCCGCCAAUGCCGACACGACGAGUUCGAUGCCGGCUUCCGCAUCAUCACACUGCGCCUCAAGGACAUGUACCAGAUGAUCACGAUGGGCGGCAACGCGGAGCUCACAUACGUCGAUUCCCUCGACCCGUUCGCCGAGGGCAUCGAGUUCAGCGUCAUGCCGCCCAAGAAGAGCUGGAAGAACAUCAGCAACCUGUCGGGUGGCGAGAAGACGCUGAGUAGUCUGGCGCUGGUGUUUGCGCUGCAUCACUACAAGCCUACGCCGUUGUAUGUCAUGGAUGAGAUUGAUGCGGCGUUGGAUUUCCGGAAUGUGAGCAUUAUUGCGGCGUAUAUCAAGGAAAGGACGAAGAAUGCGCAGUUUAUUGUUAUUAGUUUGAGGAAUAAUAUGUUCGAGCUUGCAUCUAGGUUGGUGGGCGUUUACAAGGUCAAUCAUAUGACGAAGAGCGUCACGGUCGAGAACAGGAACUAUAUGGUCGGUCGGGCAUAAAGGGUGUGAUUAGGUGGGUGGGUGCUAUCCGGAGUCAGACACCCAACGGCGUUGUUGACGACUGCGGCACGGGACACGAUAUGUGAUUUUGUUUUGAAUACGCAGCGACUUCCCGACGUUCCCGUCCCGGGCUAUGAAAUUUUACAUACAAAAUAGCAGAACCUCCACGAGAUUCAUGCAUCUAUUCUCUCCCAGAAAUCUCAGCCGCAUACCACGCUAUUCAUAUCACACAUACACACAUACACACAUACACAUACAUAUACACAUAUACAACA